GAAUUAGAAGCAUUAGAUGAAGUGGAUAUGGAAGACAAACUUGCCAAGAAAAAGUCAAUAAGAGAUUAUGUUGCCAAGAUCGAUUCUAAACAAUUGAAGAUGGCAGCGAAAUACCAUGGUGAUUCUGAUCUGCCUUACAGAGACAAUAACAAAUACAGCAAGACAGGUGUUCGUCAGCCUUUGGACAACUCUGCUGAUCUGGAUGGUGCCGAUUGGGAUGCUGAAGAUAAUAAGACCGCUAGUGCAGUCCGAAAUGGCACAAACGACGACGACGAGGAUAAUUAUUAUGAAGAAGUGGCAGGAAGCAAAGCAGCAAAGAAAGAAGCCAAAUUGGCAGAGUAUGAAGCUGGGCGAGUACCGAUUGUCGACGGAGACUUCAAGGUCGAGGAUGGACACAAACGAUUGGCAUCUUACCAAAUUCUCAAGAACAAGGGUCUCACACCUCACCGCAGAAAGACCGUCAGAAACACACGUGUCAAGCACAGAAACAAGUUCGAGAAGCAGGUCAAGAAGCUUUCUUCAGUCAAGCAGAUCGUCAAAGAACAGCAUUCUGGCUAUGGUGGAGAAUCCACUGGUAUCAAGACCAAUGUCGCUCGUUCCGUCAAACUGUCACAAUAGAAUUUAUCUUGUAUUUUAUGUCAUUAAAUCACUCUUUCUUGUUUCUUUUACCUUUUACCUCUUUCUCUCUCAUUGUAAAAAAUAUAUAAUCAAA
Messenger RNA from Phycomyces blakesleeanus NRRL 1555(-), 712 nucleotides. RefSeq lists its product as hypothetical. Bases 28 to 618 code for a protein of 196 amino acids. Gene Ontology annotation, biological process: maturation of SSU-rRNA from tricistronic rRNA transcript (SSU-rRNA, 5.8S rRNA, LSU-rRNA). The transcript has 2 exons. Gene Ontology annotation, cellular component: small-subunit processome; nucleolus. NCBI's taxonomy places the organism in Eukaryota, Fungi, Mucoromycota, Mucoromycetes, Mucorales, Phycomycetaceae. The record is from RefSeq and is a predicted model, not a curated record.